Penicillium robsamsonii is the source of this 213-nucleotide messenger RNA. RefSeq lists its product as uncharacterized. NCBI's taxonomy places the organism in Eukaryota, Fungi, Ascomycota, Eurotiomycetes, Eurotiales, Aspergillaceae. The transcript is spliced from 2 exons. The record is from RefSeq and is a predicted model, not a curated record. Bases 1 to 213 code for a protein of 70 amino acids.
AUGAGUCGCAAUUUCUUCCCUGCCCUUUUUGCUAUUGGCGUGGGUGUCUUCACAGGCUACUAUACCUUCCAACCGACAUUCCAGCAACUUCAAUAUCAGAAAGAGCAGGCUCAGAAGACCUCACCUCGGUCUGAUCGUGCUGCUCUGAAGCAGGACACCAAUGUUCCCACCAAAGACGACUUCCAGCAAGACCCCAAGUCGACAACUCAAUGA